Messenger RNA from Anopheles nili, 6717 nucleotides. RefSeq lists its product as uncharacterized. The coding region runs from base 1 to 6666 and encodes 2221 amino acids. The record is from RefSeq and is a predicted model, not a curated record. NCBI's taxonomy places the organism in Eukaryota, Metazoa, Arthropoda, Insecta, Diptera, Culicidae. Gene Ontology annotation, molecular function: cysteine-type deubiquitinase activity. The transcript has 5 exons. Gene Ontology annotation, biological process: protein deubiquitination.
AUGAUUUCCUUACCAUCAGCGUCGUCGUCUUCGGCGCUAUCAUCCGCAAACGAUGCACCUGCUGCACCGGCGAUCUUCAACGUCGUGGAUGUGACCGGUCUCGGGCCACCUGUACAUGGGGAAAAAUCUCGCAACACCGCCACUACCGGGGCACGUGCCAUGGGCGCGUAUCAACAUGCUGCAAAACAGCCGAUGAACUCCACCUCCAGCUAUUGGCCGCUGCCGCACUCCAAGGGACUGCUGAAUGGGCCGGGACAGAACAACUGCUUUCUCAACUGCGCCGUACAGGUGCUUUGGCAUUUAGACGCCUUCCGUCGCUCCUUUCGGCAGCUGCAGAAUCAUGAUUGCGGAGGACCAGAUUGCAUCUUCUGUGCGCUCAAGGAACUGUUUUCCCAGCUUCAGAGUAGCUCCGAGCCGGCGCUAUGUCCGGAACCGCUGCGACGUGCCCUGGCCAGUGGACCGCUUGCUGGGCGCCGAUUCCCGCUCGGUUGCCUGGGAGAUGCGGCCGAAUGCUUCGAGUUGCUGUUGCACCGGGUUCAUCAACAUCUCUCCACAACAGACAGCGAUAGUUGCGAGGCGGCUCAAUGCGUUGCUCACCAGCGGUUCGCGAUGCGAGUCGUCGAACAGAGCGUGUGUGAGUGCGGUGCCAACUCGGAAAAGCUGCCCUUCACUCAGAUGGUGCAUUACGUGUCCGCCUCGGCACUGACGUCUCAGAAUUCGCUCUCAAUUCAACACCAGCAAACGAUCACCUUCGGUCAGCUUCUGAGGAACGCAGGCAACAUGGGUGACAUCCGCGACUGUCCGAGUGCCUGUGGCGCUAAAAUUGGCAUCCGACGGGCUCUCCUCAACCGGCCGGAUGUGGUCUCGAUCGGAGUAGUGUGGGAUUCGGAACGUCCUCCAGCAGACCAGGUCCAUGCGGUGUUAAAGGCAAUCGGUACCACGCUACGCCUGUGCGACGUGUUCCAGCAGGUCUCGGACCAUCGGUGGGCGCAAACGGUCCAUCAUGAGCUAGUGGGUGUUGUGUCGUACUACGGCAAACACUACACCACCUUCUUUUUCCACACGAAACUGCGCGUCUGGGUGUAUUUUGAUGAUGCCAACGUGAAGGAGGUUGGUCCAAGCUGGGAAGGUGUCGUGGAUAAGUGCUCCCGAGGACGAUAUCAACCGUUGCUGCUCUUGUAUGCGUUGCCUCAACCGCAACAGCAGCAACAGUUAUCCCAACCCCAGCAUCAACUGUUGCAGCAGCAACAGCAGCAGGAGUUGACGACAAUGACUCAGCAUCGACGAGCUGUUACGCCAAGCCCGGAGAAGGCCACGAUGGGAUCGAACGUGCGACGUGCCAUCACACCAACCCCGAAUCGCGCGCUUCCAAUCUGCGACUAUCAGAACCUAACCGUCAUCCAGAGCAAGAUCUUCCCCACAGCAAACACCGGCAGCGGUGUUAAUGACGAUUCCAAUGAGAAGGAACAUUACAUCAGUCGUAAGGCGGUACAGAAUGUGCUGAACGCUCAGUACCAAAAUCUGUCCGUAAUUCAGGACAAGAUCUUCCCAUCCGUUCAUGAUCAACAGCAGCAACAACAACAACAGCACAGAAUGCUUACGCACAACGGUACUAAACCGCAGCAACAGCAAGGACCGCAACAGCAACAACAUUCGAGUCUAAACUUCAACCGUAAUCUGAUGAAUGGCGGCGAAAAUGGCGGCGUUGUCGGUAUCAGCAUGCCAAAUGUGUCACCUUCUUCGUCCAGUGGCACGGCUUCUUCUCCGGAUGGAUUGUCCAUGCCGGAUCACCUCAAUCAACCACGUCGUCGUGACUCGGGUAACUGGAGUGGAGACCGAAAUUCAGCCUCGUCGUCUUCCUCCACAACACUCGACAACCCGUACCUCUAUCUGGUGGGCAAACGGCAAGUGAACGGAAGUGUUCCGGCCAGCCCAACACGCAGUAGCAACGGUGGCCCGGGAAUCGGAGCGAUGGGCAAUGGGACCGGUGCGGGUCAGUUCUAUGACGCCGGAUAUGACUCCUAUUCGUUGUCGUCAACCGAUUCAUUUCCCUCGAAGCACCAACCGACGGGUUCGAACGGUGUUGGCUCGAUGUUGAUGUCCUCGUCGUCGUCUUCCUCGAGUGGAAACGGAAUGACCAAGAUUCCGGAAUCGGUGGUGCUGUCCGGUGAUUGUGAAAAGCUGUGCAUGGAGGCGGAUCAGUUGCUGGAGAAGUCACGUUUGCUGGAAGAUGCCCAUGACCUCGAGACAGCUCUUGUGCUAUGUCAUGCAGCGGCCAGCAAAGCCCGGGCUGCAAUGGACGCUCCUUACAGCAAUCCUCAUACGAUGACGUUUGCUCGUAUGAAGCACAACACGUGUGUGAUGCGAGCCCGAUCGCUCAAUCGACGCAUCCUCAUCGAGAAGGGUGGCGAAAUGAUCAAGGAGCAACAGCAUCAGCAACAACAACUGCAACUUCAGCAGCAGGCGCAAAUGCAUCUGCACCACCAGAGCUUGCAGCAAUAUCAUGCGCUGAUCGGAGGAGGAUUGCAACAUCGUCGACAAAAUAGCAAGGACAAACUGCUAUCGGGAGGAAGCGGUCAGGUCGGUCACCAUGGCCUCUCGGGGUCUACAACAGCCGGCACAACUUCAGCCGUUGGUGGGAGUUUGCUGCGUAACUCACCCUCGAAGAACAUCGAAAUCUACGCCACACUGCCGAAGAAGAAGGUUACACUGAAGUUGAUUGAGGCAGAAAAUAUCGAGCCAGAGCCAGCAGUCGAUCUAAAGGCACCGUCAGAGCGCGAAAGUCGUAGCCUGUUUUCGCGAGUCAGCGGCGAUAAAGACUGCGUUGGAAAAGAUAGCAAGGAAAAGCGCAGUCGCAGCGAGGAUCGCAACAAGGCGCUUGUUUCCUCGUCGUCAUACGCCGAUCCGGGACUCGUAAAUGCGAAGGACACGCUCCGUAAGCACAAAGAAGAGAAGGAUGCAAAUGAUCGUAAGGAAAAGGAGGCCAAGGCUGGCAAGAAGCAGCACAAAAUUCGCCGGAAGCUGCUUAUGGGAGGUUUGAUUCGUCGCAAGAAUCGCUCCAUGCCCGAUCUUACAGAGGCCGUGACCGGUGGAACAGGGUCGGAAGGUUCGGGACCUGUUGGCGGCAUUUCCGGUGGAGGUGAUCAGAUGUUGCUAGAUGGUGGAGUCGGUGGAAGUAUUGUGGGACCGCAUGGAACAUCGCUCGAUGACAGUGCGGUUGGAUUGAGCAUGAGCGCGAAGGAUAACCCCAACAGUGGCUACCUGUCAGAGGGCCAUUUCGAUUACCAUCCCAUUUCGAACACGAAUCCCAAUCUCGAACGCAGCAAGCUGAUGCGCAAGAGCUUCCAUGGCAGUGGUCGGUCAUUGUCGAUCCCGAAAGUGCCACCACCACCGCCAGUGCGGCUUGGAUCAGCGCUUUCUGCCGUUUCGUCGGCGUCAUCCCCGAUUCAACAGCACCAACAGACGAACGCCUCCUCUUCUCCGUCACUGCUGCAGAUGCAGAAACUUCCGCUGAACGGUGUAAACUUGCGGCAUUUGGAGUUUGUCACUGAGGCUGCUGCUGCGGCUGCGGUCAACAACGGGUUGCCAGCACAUCCUUCCAGCGGAAUCAAGCCCUUCCACGAGGCCAACGUAUCGAACCUUUCGACCAUGAGCUCAAACACCAGUAUGAGCGAGGAUUCGUGCCAAACCAUCAUCACCACCUGCGCCGUGGUACAUCAGGAGCAGUCUCCGGCCAAACCACUGGAGCAACCGACCGCACCGUCUCCAUCUGCCGGCCCAGGAGGCUUCCAGCAAGUCGAUUCCAUCGUGCGCUACCAACAGCAGCAGCAGCAACAGCAACAGCAACAGGUAUCAUCAAUCCAAACAACUGGUCUGUUGGAGCUACCGCCAUACCCGAGUCCUCCAUCGACCACGUGCCAUUCGCGACAGGCUAGCGAGGACUUUCCACCGCCACCGCCUGCCAUUGAUUUUGAGCCAUUGCAUGAGCAGCUGAACGAAAUUCAGAGCCUGCAAGGGGUCACCAAUUCCAGUGGGUCGUUCAACAAACAGCAGCCAUCUAGCGGGAUUCAAAAUACAACCAGCAUCUUGGCUCAGUUGCAGGCGAAGCAGUUGCAGCAGCAACAACAGCAACAGCAGCAACCUGACCGGUCACAUUAUAAGUAUCAGCAACAACAUUAUCACGAACAUGAUUAUGACCUUAUGCAACAUUUGCAACUGUCAUCGAGCAGCAGCGCGAACAGCGGCAAUCCCAACAACCCCAUUAGUGUAAGUGAAAUUCUAAAUGAAACCAAUCGUUCCGAGAUCUGGUUGAAGGAGCUACAAAUGAAGCAACUCGCGUUGAAACAGCAGCAGCAGUGUCGCGAAGCUGCUACAAUGCAGCAGUAUCAAGGGCAACAUCUGCAGCAGCAGCAGCAGCAAGACCAACAGACCAAUGGAGCUGUUAACGCGUUAACUAACGGAAAUGACCAGCGAAGUGUGCGGGAUCUUGCAUCACGCUUUGAGCAAAUUAAGCUUCCUGACGGGUCACAGCUACUUCAACAGCAGCAACAUCCAUCCAACGUACGCACUGGCAUGAGCGGGCUACUUCUCAUGGAUCAGCUUCAGCAACAACAGCAGCAAGAACAACAGCAGCAGCAACAGCAGGAGCAACAAAAGCAAAAGAGUGCAUUAUCACCAGUUCCACGUGCCACUCCACCACCUGCUGAAACGUUGAGUGACACGAUCGGUACCGAUUUAUCUGGCAGUUGCGUGGACGUUGUCGAUUGUCCACGGGAUAUGGGAGUCGCGUACCGUAUACAGUUGCCAAAGCCACGGUACGAUAUUGCCCAAAGCCAGAUACAGGAAGAAAUCCGCGAAGUGGAGAUGCUGAACCAGGUCGUGCAGCAGACACUCAACAAUGGUGCAGCUGCUAACACAGGCUCUUCGAAGUCUCAGCUGCUGAAUGGCAAUGGCAUGCCGCCUUCAUCGGCAGCCUCAGGUCGCACGAAGAAGAAGAGCGUUUCUUUCUGCGAUCAAGUCAUUCUGGUAGCCACGGCAGACGAAGAUGAAGAUGACGGUUUCAUUCCGAAUCCGAUUCUCGAGCGUGUGCUGCGAACUGCUAACGGAGCACCCGGUGGUGGUUUGACCGGUGAAGGAGAAGCCACAACUGGAAUGAUGCCUACAGCUUCUGGCGAAAGUUUGAAUAACGCCCAAUCGCCAACUCCGAUCAUGCCACAGGCGAUGCCAGAUCGCAUGCCAAUGCUCUCGACGAGCAUCACGUACCAUCCAAUCAAGGCUGCCUCUCCAACGCAACAGUUGAAGCAAUCACCUUCGCCUUCUGCCACUGGACCAAUGUAUUCUCUGGCUGCUGACAUGCAUAAGCAAAAUAUGGAAAUCCAACGUCAGCUCCAGCAACAGCAGCAGCAGUACUAUGGAGCCGUUAAUAGUAGCUCGGACGUAGAGAGCUACAAGCAACAUUCGCAACAGCAACAACAGCAGUACACGACCAUUCCAGCCAAUGCCACCGUAUUCAAGACGCAUCAAUUCAAUGCAACGUUGCCAGCGAAGAGUGCCACCUCUCUGUACGGUGUUGGACCUGUCGGUAUGUCUGCCCAGCUUUAUCAGCAGCAGCAGCAGAAACAACGCCUGUACGGCAGCGAUUCAGGCAGUGAGCUUAGUUUUGAUGGCCGUAGUUCUGGCUCCUCCAUGCAAUUGUCAAGCGGCUCUCCAUACAUGGCGCUUCCACAUUCCAUUGAAGGAGCAACAACACAACAUCAACAGCAGCAACAGUCGCAGCAACCGCAUCAUCAGGUCGUAAGCGGAUAUCAGACGGUAUCCGCGUCUCCAACAACUAUCACCACCAACUCGAGUGCGGCUUCCAACUCCCUCGGGCUGCGCCAGAAUCUAGCCUCUCUACUUCAACAUCAGCAGCAAACGUUGGGUGGAGUUGCAACAGCCGCCCCCUCAACCAUGCGUGUUGCGCCUCCAAAUGGUGUAGGAAUGCCAGGACUUUCAAACAUCAGUGUGUACCAGAAGCCUCCAAUGCCUUUGAAUGCAUAUCAGCAGCAACAGCAGCAGCAGCAGCACCAAAUACUGCCACUCCCAACGUAUAACGGUAAUACUCUGUCUUACUCUCAGCAACAGCAACCUCUGCAGCAACAGCAGCCGCAACCUAACCAACCGUCUUCUGGAGCCGUCGUAGUCCCCUCUCCUUACCAACGCGUGCCACUUCCCCUUGGCUACGACAACCUUUCCUCUCCCACCAUGUACCACGAGCAAACCCCAGGGGGCUUCGUCCAUCAGCAACAGCAGCAACAGCAACACGUCGGGUAUAGUGCUGCGGCCGUCCUGCAACCGAAACCAACUCAGAAAAAGGUAAGCUUCGAACCAGGCACGAAAGGCGGCGGUUCGGAGCCAAACGCAUCACCUUCACCGACAUCCAGCAACACCCAGCAGCAACAACCUCCAUUCCAGCACCAGCAGGACACUCAGCAACAACAGAACGUGGUCGGUGUUCCAACACGUGUUGUCCCGAUCGCAACAUACAACGGAAACGCCAUCGUAAAGCCAUCCGCCAAGGCCGUGCAGUGCAACUUGUGCCGCAAAAAGCACUGCAUUCUACCCGCGAUCUAUUGCGCCGAUUGCGAAACGUAUCUGGCACGUUUCCAGAUGCCCGUACGACGGUGAUCCUUCCAUCCAACCUGCUAUAUCUCUAACGCGUCCCUGCUUGUACAUACU